GAUCAUUUGCAUAUGCUUGGGCUAUGGAUGAGAGCACUGAUGAGAGGGAGCGUGGCAUUACAAUGACUGUGGCUGUAGCAUACUUUGACACCGAAAAAUACCGUGUAGUUUUGGUCGACUCCCUUGGUCACAAAGAUUUUGUUCCUAAUAUGAUAUCUGGCGCUACACAGGCUGAUGCAGCUGUCCUAGUUGUUGAUGUAUAUAGAGGCUCAUUUGAAGCAGGUAUGGGUGUUAAUGGGAUUGGUCAGACAAAGGAGCACUCACAACAUAUUAGGAGCUUUGGUGUUGAGAACUUGAUAGUUGCUGUUAAUAAGAUGGAUCUGGUGGGAUAUUCGAAAGAGCGGUUUAGUUUUGUGCAAUUGCAACUUGGUAUCUUUCUUCGAUCAUGUGGGUACAAAGACUGUUCAAUCACCUGGGUCCCUUUGAGUGCAAUGGCAAACGAAAAUUUAGUGACAGCUGCUUCAGAUUCUCGUCUUUUAUCAUGGUACAAUGGAAAUUGUCUGCUGAAAGCCAUUGACUCAUUACCUCCUCCUCAUCGUGAUGUUUCAAGGCCACUACACCUUCCAAUAUGUGAUGUUAUUGCAUCCCACACACUGGGGCAAGUGGCAGUUUGCGGUAAAGUAGAGACUGGAGGAAUCCGAACUGGUUCCAAGGUUCUUGUCAUGCCUUCUGGAGAUUUAGCUACAGUAAGAACCAUUGAGCGGGAUUCCUCUAGCUGCAACUUGGCUCGAGCUGGGGACAACAUUGCUUUUGGUUUGCAAGGGAUCGAACCUGGUCAUGUUGUGUCAGGUGGAGUUCUUUGCCAUCCAGAUUUCCCCGUGCCCGUCGUGUCUUCCUUAGAGCUGAAAAUUCUGGUUCUAGAAAUCACUAUGCUAAUACUGGUUGGCCUUCAGUUUGAGCUGCACAUACAUCAUGCGAGGGUGUCUGCAAGCUUGGUUAAAAUACUGUCAUUGUUGGACCAGAAGACUGGCAAGGCCUCUAAGAAAAGGCCACGGUUGCUCACUACGAGGCAGGCUGCUAUAGUUGAAGUAAAGCUGGACAAAGAAGUCUGCGUGGAAGAAUUCUCAACACUGAAGGCCCUUGGCCGAGUGUUCCUGCGAUCUCAGGGCAACACCAUUGCCGUGGGCAUUGUGACCCGAAAACUGGAUCAGGCUUAGACCCCUGGGUUAACCAGACAUCUAAUGUGCACGGCGUAUGUAUUAUGCUACCAGCUGCUGCUCGAUAGAUCUGAAUUGUGUAGUUUGGAGGAAGGAUCUGGUCGUGUAGCACCUAGCUACACGCGGCUGUAGUACCACCCGAUAUCAGUAACGUCAAAAUGCAGAAGAUUGGUAACUUCAUCGCAGAGUUUUCAGUCAUC
Molecule: messenger RNA, 1357 nt
Organism: Phragmites australis (common reed)
Lineage: Eukaryota; Viridiplantae; Streptophyta; Magnoliopsida; Poales; Poaceae
Exons: 5
Coding region: 24-1157 (377 amino acids)
Biological process (GO): translation
Molecular function (GO): GTP binding; GTPase activity
Source: RefSeq, a predicted model, not a curated record